This is a messenger RNA of Rosa chinensis, 892 nucleotides long. RefSeq lists its product as uncharacterized. Lineage: Eukaryota; Viridiplantae; Streptophyta; Magnoliopsida; Rosales; Rosaceae. Gene Ontology annotation, biological process: response to auxin. The record is from RefSeq and is a predicted model, not a curated record. The transcript has 5 exons. Bases 1 to 852 code for a protein of 283 amino acids.
AUGGAUGCUGAGAGAUUAGCUAUGAAGUUUCAGCGAGGGUUGAAUACUUCGAUCCUGCGCGAUGUCGCUAUUCUGGAACUGAAGGAGCAGGAGUCGGCUGAGAAGGACUCCCGAAGGAAGGGAAAGGCAAUUGCUGAGAGCAGUGAAGGGACAGAUAAUCGGGGUGGGUCCUGGAAGAGGAGGAUGACUCAUCAGCAAGUGCUAGCUAGGGAAGCAGCUGCACCUGUUGGGCAGAUAGGGCACUACUCCAGAGAUUGUACCCAAGCACAAGGCAGGGGACAAGGGAACCAGCAGAGGCAACUACCUCAGGGAAAUGCGAGGGUGUUUGCUAUUGUUCAACAAGGUGCUAAGGAGGAAGGAUCUUCAUCUUCUCAUCCAAAUCUUCACUUUCCAUACCACUCUCAUCCUCUGGGAAAGUUGGCGAAGAAUCUGAUAAUCAAGGCGUGGAAGAGAUGUAGUUUAACAAACCAAAGCAGCAGCAAGCGGAAGAAGAGCAAGGACCGAGUAUUGGCUCCGGAUGGGUGCUUCUCGGUCUACGUUGGACCAGAGAAGCAACGAUUCGUGGUGAAGGUUGAGUUUGCUAACCAUCCGUUGUUCAAGGUACUGUUAGAGUAUGCUGCAUGGGAAUAUGGGUACAGUAGUGGAGGUCCAAUUAUGCUUCCUUGCGAUGUGGAAUUGUUCUACAAUGUUUUGGCAGCGAUGGAGAACAAUGUUGAUGAUGAUAUGAUGACUACACCCAACGAUUUUUUCUUCGAACCUUGCAGCAGUCCAACUCGUCAUCUUCGUUUAAAUUCGAGCAAGUUUAAGGGCUAUGGUGGUGCUUAUAUGCUACUUAGUCCGUCACUUGCUUAAGCUAAAUCAGUUUUGACUAGCCAUCAUCUGUACAUCACCA